Oppia nitens is the source of this 1976-nucleotide messenger RNA. RefSeq names its product E3 ubiquitin-protein ligase KCMF1-like (gene Kcmf1). Gene Ontology annotation, biological process: synaptic signaling. The transcript has 6 exons. Bases 191 to 1735 code for a protein of 514 amino acids. Lineage: Eukaryota; Metazoa; Arthropoda; Arachnida; Sarcoptiformes; Oppiidae. Gene Ontology annotation, cellular component: plasma membrane. Gene Ontology annotation, molecular function: zinc ion binding. The record is from RefSeq and is a predicted model, not a curated record.
ACGACUGUGAGUGUGAUCUUUAAAAGUGCUAACUUGUAUGCUAUGUAUGCUAUAGAUUGUGUGUUUGUGUUUGAGUUGUAAAUGGUUUACAUAACAGUAUAGUAAUGAUUGAGUGAAUCGACAAACAGAGACAUCACUCCUAUUGGACACCAAUUUGUAUGUCAUAUCAUUGAUCGACACAUUUGGAUGAAUGUCUCAUCACGAGGGAGUGAGCUGUGAUUCCUGUCUUAAGGGGAACUUCAGAGGUAAACGAUACAAGUGUUUAAUAUGCUUUGACUACGACCUGUGCGCCGCCUGUUUUGAAUCGCGGGUCACAUCGACCAGACAUAAGGCCGAUCACCCGAUGCAAUGUAUACUUACCCGAAGUGAUAUCGAUGUGUAUUAUGGAGGCGAAGCGGUGUCUGUUGAACAGCCGCAGGCCUAUACCUGUCCAUUCUGUGCUCGUAUGGGCUUCACUGAGGCCACACUUCAAGAACACGUGACAUCAGAACACGCCGAUUCUUCUACUGAAGUGGUGUGUCCCGUUUGUGCCGCACAUCCAGGCGGAGAAGCAAAUCAUGUGACGGAUGACUUUGCAACACAUCUUACUUUAGAACACAGAAGUCCUCGAGAAUUGGAAGAGCCACAGACAGCAAUUAGAGGCCGUCGAGCACCGCAUCCGACGCGUGGUCUUAACAGUGUCAGAGCUCGUCGCUCACAAAUGGCGUUUAGUUCCAAUUCUGGUUUAUCUUCACUUUCUCCUAACAAUAGAGAUUCAAUGGAUCCGAUAGCAGAACUGUUAUCACAAUUAUCAGGUGUACGACGUGCGGCCAAUUUGGGUCAGACGCACGCAACGCCUCAAUUACAACAAUUGCAAAUGCAGUUACAAUUAGACAGAACAUCUUCUUCGGCGCCUUUAAGACAGACCUUUGAUAGGGCACCGAUUGAAAGAGUUAUCCGUCGACAUCAACAACAGUCAUCUCAACAGCAAAUACAGUCAAAUAGUUCUCAGUCUUCGACAGCCAACACAACUCAACAGCAAUUGCCUUAUGUUGUGCUAAUGGAGCCGAAUCCUAGUCCCGCCACUUUAGCCGCGGCUGCCGCUGCUGUCAACCAAAAUAACAAUAAUGCCGGUACUCUGAACGUAACUACCGGUACGGCGACGAGUGCUAAAAGUACUAAUUCACAGUUUCUCUUAUCGAGGUGUAAUGAAAAUAUCUUCACUGAUAACGAACAACAGCUCAUUGAAGUCCAAAGAGUAGACCGAAGUCUCUUCGUUCAGGAACUCUUUCUGACAACUUUAACAGAGUCUUUGAAUUUAGAGGAAAGCCUUUCCAGUACUGGUGGCGAAGCUAUUAAUUCAUAUGAAGAGUCUGUCAAUAACACAGGCGAGUGUAUAAACGAUGAAAAUGAAGAGAGACUGAUGUUAGAUGAAGAUAACGAAAAUCAUUUACACUAUAAUUGUAAUGAAAAUGAAAAGCCAAUGGCUAUACAACUAUCUAACAGUACCCGUCGUGUGACUGCAAACGCUAAUCAGCUUCUGCAGCACCAAAGUCUUCAGCAACCGCUUAUUAAUAGAAGACUACAAAAGUCGAGACAAAUACCUGGUGCGCGAGUGAACCCUACGGCGAGUGCCGCCACUAACACCAAUACUAGCACUAGAAAUUUGAACCGAACCGGUGGAUCCACAUCUCCCAAUGCAUCCACUCGACGGAAAUUAUUGAGAGGACAGCCCUCUGAACCACCACCACAUUAAUGAACCGUUAGAUAGUUAUCGGCGCUCAAAAUAACUCCACACGAGUAAUGGUUAUUAAUUAUAAUAAUAUAUUUUAUUGAAAUCUUUUAAAUUUAGCGCUUUGUUUUGUAAAUAAUUAAUAAUUGUAUUAAUCGGUGAUUCAAAACAUAUUUGAAAAACAUUUGCUGUUAUUAUUAUUAUUAUUAAUGAGACGAAAGCUUUCUAUUUAUCGAAUCCAGGGUUUAAUUCUCGUCUUAAAUAA